Messenger RNA from Ciona intestinalis (vase tunicate), 1827 nucleotides. The record is from RefSeq and is a predicted model, not a curated record. NCBI's taxonomy places the organism in Eukaryota, Metazoa, Chordata, Ascidiacea, Phlebobranchia, Cionidae.
UAUAGGUAUUUGUCACGUUCAAAGCGAGGUCGCAAAUUUUCGUUGCAAACGCUGUCCUUAUGAGUGGCAUUGGUUAAGAACAACUCCACUUCGACCUGUAAUAACAUAUCCAGGUUCCUUAGUACCUAGACUGUAGUUUUAACAGGCACUUAACAAGUGAGCUACACUAAACCUACGAUACUGGUAGCUUCUCGCCGCAACGGAAGAGCCUAAUCGCUCCAAAACUCACAAGUAAGCUCCGCUCUCAGGAUCUCUCACGAGAAGUGGAUUUUGGUUGUUUCAUAAUAUUUUGUCGUGUUUUUAUUACCGCUUGUUUAACGGAGCCGAAAUUCGAAUACAGCGUGUUGGCUGUGUGGAUUUUACAGGACCAACUGGUUUUCUCGGCUUCAAAUAAUGUUUAGAUUGUUCCUCGAGUGCCGUUUCGCGCAGAUAUUACAUCACAUGUGUGCUAGCAGACUUGGUACUUAUCAAAACAGAGCCUGGACUUUUAAAAUUGAACACAAAAUUCCGUUACAGCAAAAUUUCGUGGACUCUUAGUUUCUAUUAAUGCCCGCAAAGCAAUCAUCGGUCUCGUUUGUACAAACUAUAUAGACAUAGACUAUAUAGGCCUACAAGUUGCGGCAAUGUCGAGGGUUUGUCUGUAAUUACAAUUACCAAAGUUGAUUUAGAUUAUGACUAUUAGACAAGAAGUUUCAAUAGGACGUUCAGCAAAAAGGGCGUUGCAGACUUUGACAAAAGUAUUAAUCUAAAUCUAUUUUAUUUGAUCGGUUUAGCUGUUGCUAUAGCCUCUAAAGUUAUUAUUCUAUUUUAUUUGUUUACCACUAGAAGCGAAAUUGCAUUGUUUUAAAAUGGUAGAUACGAAUCUACAAUUGCCAAAUAACAAAAACACGCCGUCUGGUAGUAGCCCGCCAUAUUGGAAUAUUACAACAAAGCCGCACAAAAUAUGGCGGCCGAUCGACCCUGACGACCCCGCAAGACCACCCAACUAUUUUCCGAUGUUUAGCGGCUACCCUUACAAUUCUGCAUAUGCCAGUAAUCACCAACAGUGCCUGGAAAAACUUUUUGCUGAAAAUUAUUUGCUACACAGCCAACGAGUUAAAGACAUUUAUGCAGCAAACACAUCAAGAACUGCAUUUCAGACGCGGCAGUUUGAUCACACAAGUAUGCAAAAUGCCGACAGCUCUGCGCAGAGAUUACAAACACCAGAGUCUCCGGAAAUGAAUAAACCAGAUGAAACAGCAUCUAGAUCGGUUCAGAGUAGUCCUGCAAACUGCCUCUCCCCACGAACCGAAAAUAUAGAUAUCUUGAAAACUAAGAAACGUACGACACGGAAGCGGACGCGAGCCGCUUUUACACAAGCGCAAGUUAGCGCUUUGGAGCAGCGAUUUAUUCAACAAAAAUAUUUGACCGGCAAUGAAAGAACAGAAUUCGCACACGCGUUGCAGCUGACCGAGACACAGAUUAAAAUAUGGUUCCAAAACAGGAGAUACAAAACAAAACGUCGUCUCAGACUGGCAUCUGAAAUGUGGGCAGCCGCGGCACAGCAAGCACAACGCGCUGCUUUCGCGCUUGGUGUUCCUACAGGGAUGUGUUAUCCCAACCUCAUACCUGCUUAUUGUGGAAAGUUAGCACCUUUGAGAUUACAAAGUUUUCCGGAGCCGUUGCCGUUUUCACCACCGAAUAGAAGCAGAAUGUCCAACGAAAUGUUUACUGAUAAAAACAAUUACUAAUCAAAGCGAAACAUAUUCGUCUACUGUUAUGUUUUAAAGAGAUUGUCAUGAAUUAUGAAACUGGGCGACUAUCAAUACAACAUCUUUUCUUUCUGUA